This is a messenger RNA of Anisakis simplex (herring worm), 1041 nucleotides long. The record is from the annotation of a GenBank genome assembly. Lineage: Eukaryota; Metazoa; Nematoda; Chromadorea; Rhabditida; Anisakidae.
AUGAACGAAAACUGGAUGGUAGCAAGAAAUGGAACGAAUGGGGCAACGGUCACAGCAGUGGACGAUGACUUUUAUGGUGAUGACGAAGAUCUCGCAAUAACGCCUCCACCAGCCCCGGUGGAUAAUAUCCCAGAAGAAGAAGCUGAGCAUGAACGACGAAUGCUGAAUAUGUCAGCAUCAAACAGUAUUGCUCUCUCACAACUUCAGAAUGAAAUUCGAAAGAUGAGAGAUGAGAAAACUGAACAAAUCGGACAUAUUGAAUAUCUGAAAUUUAAGAAAUCCUACGAGCAAAAGCUGAACGAUGAAAGACGGAGACACGAACAUGUGGAGGAAGAUUUACGAAGCGAACUUACGUGUCAGGAACAAGAAAUGAGCAGUAGGCAAUUUCGCGAGAGAUUCAACACUUCUGCGAUGACAACUCCAUCGGACGAUCCUCAUCAACAUCACCAACAACAGUCUCAGGAGGCAGUAAACAGUAACAACAACAACGUGUCUGUUGAACAGAGUUCACCAGCAAUGCUUCCAACCAAGAAAGUGAUCUGGAAUGCGCGACGGUCAGGUGCUAAAUUUCCGAGAACGCUGAACGAUAUGCAUAAUGUCGCGUCGUUGUUCUCUCAUCGGAAACGGCCUUAUGGUGAGACUCAAGCAACCUUCCAGACGGUACCUAGCCCUAUGAAAGAUCCAUACCAAAGACCUGAUUAUUUCUAUGAUAUUAAACGGAAACGGCCAACUGCAGCCGUUGCAGAAACACCUUUGAAUUGGGAGAGUGAUGAUGAUUGGAGGAAUUGUGUAGAUGGUGAACGAAGGGAGUCAGUAACGAAGCAAGCCAUGGAUACGGGGACACAAACAUCGACUGAGAAUCAUUAUGAUGUAUCGGUGUGCGUGAACGAUAAGAACUUAAUGGAUGUAACAUAUGCGCUUCAAGACAGUUUGAUGGAUGAACAGUUCUGGUAUUUGGAUGUUAUCAGGACAAUCCGUUAUGCGUCUGGAUGCAACGGCAAUAGUCAUAUUCCUCUUCGAGAACGUUUUUCACCUCACUGA